Messenger RNA from Mixia osmundae IAM 14324, 909 nucleotides. RefSeq lists its product as uncharacterized. The transcript is spliced from 2 exons. The record is from RefSeq and is a predicted model, not a curated record. The coding region runs from base 1 to 909 and encodes 302 amino acids. NCBI's taxonomy places the organism in Eukaryota, Fungi, Basidiomycota, Mixiomycetes, Mixiales, Mixiaceae.
AUGGAGGUCGACUAUGCCCGCUUCGAGCGCAAGCGAUCUCGAAGCACACCUCCGCCCGAGCGCACGCCGAAGCGACCCUCCCUCAACUGGUCCUCGAGCUUCACUGAGCUCAGGCAGCAGCCGGCCGGAUACCCCGAACCCCCUCAUACGGCUAUACCUCUGGCACAAGCGGAGAACGCGCAAGAUGAAGCUUACCAGCGCGACCAACUGGUCAUUGAUCCUGCAGACCUCGAAGCAUCGUCCUCCUCUUCUUCUUCGUCGUCGUCCAUCGUCAUGCUAGCAGCACAACAGCAAACACAUCAGACCGCUCAACAUGGCGUGCGCAAGCGUGGACCGGCUUACCUCCAACAACGCCAGCUGGGAUUUCACCAGCAAAUUCACACGAGACCGGGCAUGCCCGUUCGACACUCGACAGCCGAAUUCAUCAAGCAGACCGAAAGAUUAGGACUCGCAUCGCCGAAUGACGAGAUACUGCAGUUCUUCCCGCCCGAGACGAAUGCGUCCAGUCAACCGACGAUGAUGGACCGGCUUUCGUCACAGGCGAGUCACUCUGGCAGCGUACGCUCGAGCAGUCUGGCCUCUCGUCAUGUCGAACGUGUCCAUUCGAGCGCAGUCUCUCACUCUGCGCCAGCAUCGCCAGUUCUGCCCCCGGCAUCCGCACAAGAGACGGCAAUGCAAAAUCACAACUGGCUAGCCAACGGAAUGACCACCUCACGUCCAAACACGUUCGCCGGCCAGCAGGAGAGACCGGAUGACAUGCAAGAUGCCACCAUGUCUGUCGAUGUGGCGCCCUCAUCACAGCCAGAACGACGAGUGAGCCCACGGAAGCACAACUUUACGAUGGGCUACCGAGCAGACUGCCUCAAAUGUCAGCAAGGCGUUGAGGGUCACUAUGCACAUGUCUACUAG